This is a messenger RNA of Doryrhamphus excisus (bluestripe pipefish), 2702 nucleotides long. RefSeq lists its product as uncharacterized. Gene Ontology annotation, cellular component: nucleus. The record is from RefSeq and is a predicted model, not a curated record. Gene Ontology annotation, biological process: regulation of transcription by RNA polymerase II; embryo development. Lineage: Eukaryota; Metazoa; Chordata; Actinopteri; Syngnathiformes; Syngnathidae. Gene Ontology annotation, molecular function: RNA polymerase II transcription regulatory region sequence-specific DNA binding; DNA-binding transcription factor activity, RNA polymerase II-specific.
GUGUGUUUCAGUAGGACGUUAAUGAUUGGUGCACACUAUGACGUCACCAAGCCACAGCGCAAGAAGUCGCCUUCACGAGUUGCUGUUGUAACUCUCAGAAGACGCUAUUGUACUCCUCUCUAGUGCACGUGGCCAAUGAGACAUCCAACAGCUCAUUGGUCAUUAAAACGAAUGCCCCCCUCAGCUACUGUGUGGGAGCGCCACUUUGAGACUAUGGAGCCUGAAGAGCCUAUUUAAGAGGAAGAGGCGGAGCCACAGCUCCACCCCCCCCACACACAUUUAAGAGGAAGAGGAGGAGCCACAGCCCCCCUAUGUUCAAGUGGAAGAGGGAGAACUCUGGAUCACUCAGGAGGGAGAGCAUCUUCUAGGACCAGAGAAGGCUGAUCUCACCAGGUUGCCACUGACUGGUGUCCUCUGCUGUGACUGUAGACCCUGGAGACAAACCACCCGAGUCCUCAAAGCUUCAUCAGAGUGAGGAGAUGAGGGAGGCGGAGCCAAAGAACCCGUAUGUUAUAAAGGAGGAGGAAGUGCCACAGCCAGGUGAGCUGUCGGUCCUCCUCCUCAAUGUGGGUGAUAUUAAAGAGGAAGAGGAAGAGCCACAGUCCCCCUAUGUUAAAGAGGAAGAGGAGGAGCCACAGUCCCCCUAUGUCAAAGAGGAAGAGGAAGAACUCUGGAUCACUCAGGAGGGAGAGCAUCUUCUAGGGCCAGAGGAGGCUGAUCUCACCAGGUUGCCACUGACUGGUGUCUCUGUGAAGACAGACGACCAUGAAGACAAACCACCUGAGUCCUCACAGCUUCAUCAUAGUCCAAGUGAGGAGAUGAGAGAGGCGGAGCCUUCAUGCAGCAGCUCACUGCAACACAUGACAACAGAAGCUGAUGGAGACCACUGUGGAGGAUCACAAGCAGACAACCUCUUAGCUCCACUGUCAGAUAGUGACGACACGACGUCACACUCUCCUGAAGAUGAAGACAGCGACUACAACCAAGAAUCUCUGAGCAGCGAUACAGACUGGGAAGGUGAUAUGACGACUCACACUGGCAACAAACACUCUGAAAGCUCUAAAAAGAAGACCGAUAAGAAUUUUAACUGCUCACUUUGUCAGAAAGAAUUUUCUCGUAAGAGUCACUUGGCUCAACACAUGAGAACACACACAGGAGAAAGACCUUUCAGUUGCUCAGACUGUGGUAAACGCUUUGCUUUAAAGACAAACAUGAAAUCACACAUGAGAACGCACACAGGAGAAAAACCUUUUAGUUGCUCAGACUGCGGUAAAUGUUUCACAACAAAGACGGCAAUGCAAUCACACGUGAGAACACACACAGGAGAAAAACGUUACAUUUGCUCAGACUGUGGUAAAGGCUUCAAUCGUACGUCAGACAUGACCGUACACAUGAGAACACACACUGGAGAAAAACCUUUUCGGUGCUCAGAUUGUGGUAAAUGCUUCUUUCGAAAGACAACCAUGCAAAGACACAUGAGAACACACACAGGAGAAAAACCCUUUACUUGGUCAUACAGCGAUAUGCGAGCAAUGCAAUCACACAUGAGAGCACACAUAGUAGAAAAACCUUUUAGUUGCUCAAACUGUAGCAAAUGCUUCACUAAGAAAACAAACAUGGAAAGACACAUGAGAAUACACACAGGAGAAAAACCUUUCAGUUGCUCAGACUGCGGUAAAGGCUUCACUCAAAAGUCAGCGAUGCAGUUACACAUAAGAACACAUACAGGAGAAAAACCUUUUAGUUGCUCAGAGUGUGGUAAAUGCUUUGCUCGAAAGUCAGACAUAAAAUCACAUAUGAGAACGCACACGAGAGAAAAACCUUUCAGUUGCUCAGACUGUGGUGACACAUUUUCUUGGAAGUCCACUUUGAAAAGACACAUGCAGAGUCACUGAUGGUCUACUGUUUGACUCCCCUCACUUCCAUGCAGGCUGCGUUGCCGUGACAUUGAUAUUCUGUGAACAUGUCUUUGUUCAAUAAAUAAAUCCAUCUUUUUAUUAAGUGCAAAAUAAAAAGUCAUGGUGACUGCAGUGGUUUCAUUUGUAGUUGAAGGUGUUUUAUUUGACUUUGCUGUCAUCACCAAAUGCUGACUUCCAGAUUGCGUCUAUGAGUUGAUUUCUUUUACUGACUUGAGUUAUUAUGAUAUAGUAUCAUAGUAAUAUGAUAAGUAAAUGGUAGUUUUUGCUUUUUUGUCUCAUUUUGCAGUGCCGAUUUGAUGUUGCUGAUUUGAUUUGAUUUGAUUUUUACAAUUGUCAACAAUAAAGGUUCUCAUCUAUUUUCUAUGCCGCUUAUCCUCACUAGGGUGGGAGGGAAUGCUGGAGCCUAUCCCAGCUAUCUUCAGGCGAGGGGUGGGGUACACUCUGUGUGGAGUUUGCAUGUUCUCCCCGUGCAUGCGUGGGUUUUCUCCGGGUACUCCGGUUUCCUCCCACAUUCCAAAAACAUGCUAGGUUAAUUGGCGACUCCAAAUUGUCCAUAGGUAUGAAUGUGAGUGUGAAUGGUUGUUUGUCUAUAUGUGCCCUGUGAUUGGCUGGCCACCAGUCCAGGGUGUACCCCGCCUCUCGCCCAAAGACAGCUGGGAUAGGCUCCAGCAUGCCCGCGACCCUCGUGAGGAUAAGCGGUAUAGAAAAUGGAUGGAUGGAGUAUUGGUAUCAGUAUCAGUGCUUCUCUAUCUGUACUAACUGGGUAUCACAUGGAUUGUCUGU